This is a messenger RNA of Chilo suppressalis (striped riceborer), 1918 nucleotides long. NCBI's taxonomy places the organism in Eukaryota, Metazoa, Arthropoda, Insecta, Lepidoptera, Crambidae. The record is from the annotation of a GenBank genome assembly.
CUAUCUGUUGCGCGCCGCGCGCGGUGGAGGCGCCACGACCGCGCCUGCCCCAUCUAAACCAGUAAACAAAUCGGUACGCGCCGCCGACGAACAAUCGUAACACGAACUCUAUGCAAUAUCGCCCUUGGUGGUACUAGUGCAUUGGACUGACCACCGUGGUGACUAGUUUCAGUUUUGACGGUGAUUCAAAAUUUGCCGGGCGGGUAAGCCCCGUCUGCCCAAGGAUUGUAGUACAGUUGUAGUAGCACCAUCAUACUUGCCCACAAGGCAAUGCACCGAGACAUCACAAUAAUAUUUAGAUUGUAACGCAAGCAAUAAUCAAACUAAUAAUGAUGGAUCGAACAAUAAGUUUACUAUAUACGAAAUACAAUAAUAACAUAGUUGGUGUGGAGUUCCGGUGAGAGGGCAUGGAGGGCGCGGACGGCCGCGAUGAGCUGCUCGAAUGGGAGGCGCUGUACGUCCGGCUUCCCCACAACCUCACCUGGAACUCCACGGAAUGGGAGCUGCCCGGGUGGAACGCCACCGCAGUGCCUAACGCCACCUGGGCAGCGUCCGCGCCCUUCGACACGCCCGCCGCGCUCAUCCGCGCCGCUGGCAAGGCCGUUGUUCUUGGCCUACUUAUCCUCGCUACUGUAGUUGGUAAUGUAUUUGUAAUAGCGGCAAUCCUUUUGGAGCGGCACUUGCGCAGUGCUGCCAACCAGUUGAUCCUAUCGCUGGCCGUGGCAGAUUUGUUGGUCGCGUGCCUGGUGAUGCCGCUGGGCGCAGUUUACGAGGUGGCGCAGCGCUGGACACUAGGCCCUGAGCUCUGCGACAUGUGGACAUCGGGAGACGUGCUCUGCUGUACAGCAUCUAUCCUCCACUUGGUUGCGAUCGCUCUCGAUAGGUACCGCGCUGUAACGAACAUUGACUACAUACAUGCAAGGACGGCGGGACGAGUGGGGGUCAUGAUAGCGUGUGUGUGGAUCGUCAGCUUUCUCGUAUGCAUCGCACCUUUACUGGGCUGGAAAGACCCAGAUUGGAACCGGCGCGUAUCUGAAGACUUGCGCUGCGUCGUGAGUCAAGACGUCGGUUACCAAAUAUUCGCGACUGCAUCGUCGUUUUACGUGCCAGUUCUUAUAAUCCUUAUAUUGUACUGGCGGAUAUAUCAGACAGCCAGAAAAAGAAUACGUCGGCGACGAGGGGCGACGGCACGGGGAGGAGUGGGGCCUCCGCCGGUGCCGUCUGGAGGAGCGCUGGUGGCUGCAGGAGGCAGCGGCGGUAUCGCGGCGGCAGUCGUCGCCGUCAUAGGCCGCCCGCUGCCCACUAUCUCCGAAACCACCACCACGGGCUUCACAAACGUAUCAUCCAAUAACACAAGCCCCGAGAAACAGUCAUGCGCCAACGGCCUCGAGGCUGACCCCCCCACGACGGGCUACGGCGCCGUCGCCGCCGCUUACUACCCCACUUUAGUGCGGCGCAAGCCCAAGGAGGCCGCCGAUUCGAAGAGAGAGAGAAAGGCAGCUAAAACAUUGGCAAUAAUUACGGGCGCGUUUGUGGCGUGCUGGCUUCCGUUUUUCGUGUUGGCUAUAUUAGUGCCCACGUGCGAUUGUGAAGUGAGUCCCGUGCUGACUUCGUUGUCACUAUGGCUGGGUUAUUUCAACUCGGCGCUGAACCCUGUGAUCUACACAGUAUUCAGCCCGGAAUUCCGGCACGCGUUUCAGCGGUUGUUGUGUGGCCGGCGUGCGCGCCGCCGACGCGCGCCCCCGUAGCCCCGCCCCGCCCCCGCUCCCCACACCUCCACCCGACUGACCUCAUCUAGCUCGACACAUUAUGUUACCUUGUUACAUUUUCAGAGAUAUAUUUACACCCCUUUACUUUUGUACAUGAUGGAUGUGAAUACAAAAAUAUACCUGUCUAGAAAAUAAAUUAUGAAUUCUCU